AUGCGAGCAGCCCAGCCGGCCCCGCGGCGGCUCGCGAACACCGGCGGCGCGGGCGCCCGGCGCGAACAAAGCUGCCCGCCCCCGCCCCCUCCCCCACCGCCGCCGCCGCCGCCCCGGCCGCCCCCCACGCGGCCCCCCGGCCCCGCCGCCUUACCUCGGCCGUCCGCCCGGCCCUGCCGGGCUCCGGCCGGAGGGUGGCGCCGCCCAGCGACUUCGGAAAAAGGGGGGGUGGGAGCUCGGCCGGGCGAGGGCGCGAGCUCCCGGCGAGGCGGAGGGGACGCGGGAGACCCCCGCGCGCUGUGGCCUCCCGCCGCCGCCGCCGCCGCCGCCGCCGCCGCCGCCGCCCGGCUCGGCUCCUCCCGGCCGCGCAGUCAGCAAGUUCCGAGGCGAGCGCGGGGGGAGGGGCGAGCGCGGUGGCGGCGCGCGUGCUCGCUGCUUGCCUGGCGGAGGGGCGCGCGCCGCCGCCGCCCGGCGGGCGCGAGCUCUUCCCGCGCGCUCCCGCGCGCUCUCUCCACGCCUCCUUUCACCCGGGGGGGCGCACGCGUCCGCCCGCGCGCGGCCAGGACAAAGAGCGCGGCGGGGACCCGGAGGACUGGCCCCUGCUGCCCUCGGCCGUGGAGCCCGUGCCGGAGGGGGCGGAGGCGCGGGCGCCGUCUCCCGGGGCUGCUGUGCCGCGGGGUGGCUUCCGGCCUGAGCCCGCCUCCCGAGCGAGGCUGCCCAUUGGGCUACCCGCCCCGCAGGCUGGGGCUGAGUGCCUUCGGCGCGAGCAGCCCGAGGUCGUCCCCCACGCUGGCCACAUGCCCUCUGCCUGCGCAGGGGUCGGCGUUUACCCCGAGGACCCACGUCUGGGCAAGGGCCCUGGGCUUGUGGUCGGGAGUCCCCCGCUGUCCUAGAAGCCUAGAGACUAAUGGGUGGACUCCGCAGUUUUUGCCCCAAGCACAAGUAGCCAAACCUACGAAAACUUCCUGUUUGCAGCCCAGACCUUCUCCGACUCUGAAAACUUGCUCCAGUGAUGGAACUCUAGAGGAAUUUGUGAAUUCCUCUCCCACAAAUGUUCAGGGGCAUGGGUGCUGGGAGAAUGUGGAGUUCACAGAGAGUGAGAAUGGCAGUCGUGACAGAUGAACUAGAGUUAAAGGAAAAAAGAAGACAAAAAGAGGAUUCUUUGCAGCUCAUCACUGUCCUCCAAGAUACCAUGACAUCACUACCUUGACCAGAAGCAACCUGUAAGU
Manis javanica (Malayan pangolin) is the source of this 1229-nucleotide messenger RNA. The record is from RefSeq and is a predicted model, not a curated record. NCBI's taxonomy places the organism in Eukaryota, Metazoa, Chordata, Mammalia, Pholidota, Manidae.